Messenger RNA from Amblyraja radiata (thorny skate), 985 nucleotides. It is a transcript of the gene ramp2, whose product is annotated as receptor (G protein-coupled) activity modifying protein 2. Gene Ontology annotation, cellular component: signaling receptor complex; cell surface; membrane. Gene Ontology annotation, molecular function: coreceptor activity. The record is from RefSeq and is a predicted model, not a curated record. Gene Ontology annotation, biological process: protein localization to plasma membrane; intracellular protein transport; calcium ion transport. Bases 99 to 653 code for a protein of 184 amino acids. Lineage: Eukaryota; Metazoa; Chordata; Chondrichthyes; Rajiformes; Rajidae. The transcript has 4 exons.
AUGUUGGUUCUGGGAGCGCCUCGCCUGGAGUUUCCUGUUUUUAAGCAGUGGCGACACUUCCCCCUCAGUCAGCAGUUGUCGCCAGGAUCAGUUGGACCAUGGUGUUCGGUCAGUACCUCGCGGCCUGCCUCACACUGACUGUGGCUUCAUUCUCCACACCAGAUUCGUCGCUGUUUGUUGUUCCAGAUUCAUCGCUGGGCACCGUCGCAGCCUUCACUGAGCCCAACGGCAGCAAUGCUACAGAGAUGCAGCUCAACGUAACGAUACAGCCAGUCCCGUUGCUUAUGGAGGAUGAAAUCUUACACUUUCUGGAACUAGUCUGUGGACAACAUUUCAACGCAACGAUGAGUGAAAUUGGCAGUGACCAGUGGUGCAACUGGACAGCAGUGGCCAGUUUCUACAACACGCUGACAGAGUGCACCGAGGAUUGCUUGUUGCAGCUGAAGCUUUUUUGGCCGAAUGAAGUUGGGGAGAGAUUCUUUGUUAAGAAACACAACGAUUAUUUCCAGUGGUGCCACAGUGAGCCGGGCGAGUGGCUGGCCGAUCCAGCCAACAACAUGUUGCUGGGGCUGGUGCUGACUCCCAUCUGUAUCAUCCCCCUCAUGGUGGGCCUGGUGGUGUGGUGCAGCAAGACCAGCGACACCAAGAAAUAGUGUCCACUCGACCAAACCCUGCUCCGCCCUGGGACCGAGCUCCGCCCUGGGACCGAGCUCCGCCCUGGGACCGAGCUCCGCCCUGGGACCGAGCUCCGCCCUGGGACCGAGCUCCGCCCUGGGACCGAGCUCCGCCCUGGGACCGAGCUCCGCCCUGGGACCGAGCUCCGCCAUGAGACCGAGCUCCGCCCUGGGACCAGUAGGGCGUCCGAUCGCUUGCCGUGCUGCUUCCCCCAGUCCAGCCUGAGGCGACGGUCUGGUCAGCGGCCUGCAGCCGCUGUAAUGAUCGCUGUAACAGCCGCGCCAACAUUAAACACGCUUCUUGCAGCUGA